UUAGCGGGUCCAGCCUGGCGGGAGCCUCUGCCCUGAACAAAAAUGGCGGCAGCGGCUUCACACGCAGCCCCUCCCGCAGAAAGGCCCGAAGGCCGCCGCCACUUUCACCCCAUCUUCCCCGUGACCCCGGAAGGACUCCGCCCCCGCGGCCAGGCAGCGGCUCGGCGCCGGGCUGCGGUGGGGAAGCGGCAGGGAGCUGCCAGCUGCUGGCCUGGGGCGCCAGAAGAGGAGUCAUGUCAGAAGAAACAGUAAACAAAUCACAGUUUUCCUUGAAGACAGCAGCACUAAGAGUGUUUGAUCUUCCUCUGUCUUGGUAUUAUUCUCUCUCCCAGAUCAAAUUUUCGCCGGUAGUUAAAAAGUUGUUUGUGGUAACUGCGGUGAGUGCUGUAUCUGUAAUUUUUCUGGCCCAUCACUUUAAAAGAAGACGUGGAAAGAAGAAAGGAAAAACAUUACCAUGGGAACCAGAGCACCUCAUACUUGAAUACACUAAAAGAGCAGCAUCAGACAAAGGUUCAAGUUGUUCCAGUAGUAGACAGAAUUUGACAUUAUCUUUAAGUUCUGCCAAAGACAAAGGCCCUCAGUCUUGUAACUAUGCUAAUGGAGGACUUUUCAGUAAACACUCAGGUUCUGCACAGAGUUUGGCCUCUGUCCAGAGUGUCAAUUCUUGUCAUAGCUGUGCUUGUGGCAAUUCUAAUUCCUGGGACAAAGCAGAUGAAGAUGAUAUUAAACUUGUUAAUAUUCCUGUGACCACUCCUGAGAAUUUAUACUUGAUGGGUAUGGAGUUGUUUGAAGAGGCCUUGCGUCGAUGGGAACAAGCUCUCACCUUUCGAAAUAGACAGGCUGAAGAUGAAGCCUGUGGUUCCAUUAAAUUGGGUGCAGGAGAUGCUAUUGCUGAAGAAAGUGUAGAUGAUAUUAUUAGUACUGAAUUUAUCCAUAAGCUUGAAGCUCUGCUGCAAAGAGCAUAUCGUCUGCAAGAGGAGUUUGAAGCUACCCUUGGGGCAUCUGAUCCUAAUUCUCUUGGUAAUGAUAUUGAUAAGGAUACAGAUAUCACCAUGAAGGGGAAUGUAGAUGACUUUGGCCUGCGAGACACUUUGAGCAUCGCAUCAACCGACUCCUUUGCUUCAGCAGCAGAGCCCUCGGCAACUGCUCGUCUGCCUUCUGUCUCCAUGGACGUGCCUAUUCGGGACAUUUCCUACAAGUGGAGUCAUACACUUGCAGAACACAGAGAAGUGCGGCAUACCUACAGUCUGGAGUCUCUCUGCCACUGCCCUUUUUAUGAAGAAGCCAUGCAUUUAGUCGAAGAAGGAAAAAUUUACUCAAGAGUGCUUAGAACUGAAAUGUUGGAGUGCCUAGGAGACAGUGAUUUUCUUGCCAAACUUCACUGUAUUCGACAGGCUUUUCAGGUAAUUCUUUCAGUAACAGCCAACAGGAUAUUUCUUGCUGAGAGUGGAAGGAAAAUUUUAUCAGCGUUAAUUGUGAAAGCUCGAAAGAAUCCAAAGAAGUUUGAAGAUGUUUUUGAUGAAAUGAUCUAUUUUUUAGAGCAGACUGAUCACUGGGAUAGUACUGAAAUGGAACUUGCUGCUAGAGGAGUGAAAAAUCUCAAUUUUUAUGAUGUUGUUCUGGAUUUUAUAUUAAUGGAUUCCUUUGAAGAUUUGGAAAACCCACCCACAUCCAUACAGAAUGUAGUGAAUAAUCGCUGGCUAAACUCCUCCUUCAAAGAAACUGCUGUGGCUUCAAGUUGUUGGUCGGUGCUGAAACAGAAAAGGCAGCAGAUGAAGAUCCCAGAUGGAUUUUUUGCCCAUUUUUAUGCCAUUUGUGAGCAUAUCAGCCCUGUCCUAGCCUGGGGCUUUUUGGGUCCUAGAAAUUCUCUCUAUGAUUUAUGUUGCUUCUUUAAGAAUCAAGUUCUUUUCUUUCUCAAAGAUAUUUUUGACUUCGAGAAGGUGCGCUAUUCCAGUAUAGAGACUCUGACCGAGGACCUCAUGCAGUUGCUCAUUCGCCGCACUGAACUCCUGCUGGCCUAUCUUGGCGCGGAUGCCCUGAGGCACACGAGUGGCUGUAUAAGUAGUCAUGGCCAUGUUGUGUCCAGUAGCCUGUUGGAAGCCAAAGUACAAUAAGUACCAUGAGAAUCAUACACUUUGAGUGUGCUAUGAAAUAUUUUAAGGUAACUAUUGAUUUUGUAACAUAGAUUACACAGAAUUGGUGGAUAUGGACUCAGGGAGGAAGCAAAUCUAGUAAAGAGUGAGUACUUUACUUACAUGGGCCGUGCUGUACUUACACAGAAGUUCUGUCAUUGACUCCCUGUGUAGCGUAUCCAAAGCGGCUAUUUAGAAUCUUUAGGUAAUAAUUUAAGUCGUGAAAUGUAUAUUUUACAGAAAUAUUGCUUGAAUUGAAGCCAGUGCUUGGGAGUUCGUCUUGAAGCUGUCUGAAAUGUCCAGUAUCAUUCUCAAAAAGCUCUGUUUUAAUGCUUUGCACCUUGAAAAUGUCCACUUUAGCCAAGACCUUUGUGGCCACACGUGCAAGAGUGUAUUACUCCUAGUGUCAACGAACUUAGCUGUGCUUGAAAUUGUAUUUUUGACUGUAAAGUCAUUCAUUUGUUUAGUCAAGUUUAGGCAGUAGUGAUGUUUACUACGUACUGCUUACAUUAUGGCUUGUGCAUCUGCUUAUGUAAUUAAAUCAAAUUGUAAUGGCUAGGUAUCGUCAUAAAACAUUUAAAUGAAUUGACACUGAGAAGAUUACAAGCUACAAAUUCAUAUUAGAUUCACUGCAGUUUCCAAAUAUAUUACAGUUGGUCCUGUAAGUUACAAUAGAGAGACUGAAGAAAUUUCUUGUAUCUUUUUAUGGAUUAGAGCAUUUUUCCUUUGAAUGAAUAUUGAUUUAAAAGAUAAUGUUUUUAACUGUGACAGCCAAUUAAAAUUUUUCCUAUGUAGUUUUGAGUCUGUCUCCCAUCAUGCGAAGAUAUUAAUCUUGGUACCGUAAAAUAAUUUCUUCUUUCUCCUACAAAAAUGGCUUCUAGUUAUUCCCACAGAGAACUUAGCAUAUUGGCAAUUUGUCAUAUUAUCCCCGUAGCUUUAAAAUAUUCAUACUUUAACUGUUAGUGAGGUUUUAAAGAAGGUUUUUUUCCCCUCUGAAUAUAGAAAAAAAUAUUUUUUAAUAGUAUGGAAGUAUAUUUCAUGUCCUUUAUGAUAAAUGUAUGAACAAAUGGGUUGUUCAUAUGAGUAAGGUUCUUCAGAGGAUAUUAGCUAUUUUCAGAGUUGUAUUAGUUUUGUGUCUAAAUUAUACACCACUUAUUUGGAGUGGCUGACUCACUGUAUCAAUGGAUUAGAUUUGUUGAUUUUGCUCCUAAAAUGGGCUUUAUUCAUUUUAGGAAUGAGUUACCCAGAAGGAUCUAAAAUAUAUUUUUUAAAAAUGCAUUUUUAAAGUGCCUAGUUUCUGAUUAAUGAAUAGAAAAUGAAAAGUGGGAAAAAAUCAUAAUCUUUUAAGGUUUUAAAUUUAUGUAUAUGCCACAUUUAUGUACUGUUGGCUAUAAAAUAUGAGAUUCAGAAUCUUUAUGCUGUUUGUGCAUGUACUGUGUUCCAUAAUGUGUUUAUUACAGCAUUAAACAAUAUGAAAUAUGCUCUAAUAUUUUUUGAGUAUAUAGCUCCUUGACUUUUCUUACAUAUAUUCUUAACUUAGGAAUUGGCUAUUCAUAAUUCUUAUUAUUGAUGGAAGGGUAUCAUUGGAUAUCACAGCUAAAAAUUCCAUUAUGCAAUGUUUCACUUUUUAUCUUGUAUUUUUAGCUUCUUUUUGAGGCACCACUGGCCUUGAAUGAUUCACACACAUACACACAUAUACAUUCCCAUUAUCUCAUAGGCAAGACAGUUAGUGCCUAUAUUAAUUUUUCCCUUGGGGGUCUAAAUGUUAUAAGCUAUGGUUUUAUAAACUAAGCUGUAAGUAAACUUAAUUUUUUAUUUGAGGAAGAUGUUGUUGGAAAUCUAUUUUGAAGAAUUGCACUAUUUAAUAAUGCUGCUACUACGCUGGAUAACUCUGGGGAAUUUAUUUUAUCAGAUCAGAUGAAUGGCUUCCCAGAAGGUGUUUUUUUUCUCUUUUACAUUUUACCUUUAAAAAACUUGCCCAUAUUCAAGAGGUUGGUUUGUCAAAUUUAGUGCUUGAGUUUGAUUAGUUUCUGGUGAGUUCAGUAGCUACUACUUGAGUAAGAUGCUUUCUUUGUGGCCUUUGACAAGAGACAUGAGUGACCAAAUGGAAUUUCAGGGUAGUAAGAAUAGAAAAAACCUCUCUAUUGUAAGGGAAGAAACUUGACCUUUUUAAAAGAAACAGCUCUUAAAAUUGUUUCUGACCACAGAAGAGUACUAAGACAUAUGUUCCAAUUUCAGUUUGUCUUGAAAUUGGGUUAAACAGCUAAAGCAAUAUUUUAAAAAACAAAAAAUGAUUAAACUAGUCUAGAGCCUUUUAGGAUAAAACCUUAUUUAACACCUACUCUUGAUAGUAGUAUCAGAAAAUUGCCCUUGUCACCAUGAGUCCUGCCAGCCACUUCCCUAUAUCAAUUAGAAGAGGACCUGGAAUUAGUCCUGAGAAAAUGGAUUUUUGUCCUCCUGUUUUCUGGAGGAAAAGAGAGAAGUGUUCAGGAGAUUUAUAUUUGGUAAUUUUUUUCCUAUUUUAGUUUAUCUACAUUUUUGUUCAACUAAAAGUCUAGUUAUUUCUUCUUGAAGGCUUACAGUAUGUUUAUUAAGAGUCAAAAUGAGAUGGUCUUUUUUAAAAGAAGACAGGUUUUUCCUACUGUUAUAGUCAGCUCCAAAGAGCUUCGUCUCUCAGAAAGCAGUCUUUCUUUGCACUUUUACUAUUAAUUUGUUGAAUUAAUGACUUUAUAAAAAAUAUUUGCAAACGUUUUCUUGCCUUAAGAUGUAACAUUUUCUCCUUAAAUGGUUACCUAAGGAGUGAUUAUUUGCAUUACAAAAGAAUUCUUUAGUUUAUCAUUCCUUUAAACUCAUGAAAUAGGAAUGCCAAAGUAACAUUUACUAUACUUCUCUGUGACCGUUCAGAAUCAGAAAUUUUAAAUUAUGUUGAUAACAUAAUUUGCUUUUAUUAUAAUGUAAACACAUAUUAGGACAUUAUUUGGAAUAUACAUUUCAAAGGGUUAUGAGAGUUAGGCUGAAUCCAAAUCUUUCGUUUUCUUGCCUGGAUUCAUCAAAUUUAGAAUCUCUGUAUGUGAGACUUAAGAAUUUGUAUAAUCUGUGAUUAAUGGAAAUAAGGACAUCCUUUCUUUGUUCCUAACAAUUAUGUUAUUGUUUUGCUUCGUUGGAGAACAACCACGUAUUAGCUUUACUUGGCUGCUAACAGUAAAUGUGUCUAUUUCCUAAAUGUAAGGACUGCGCUUAUUAAUUUAUGGAAAAGUGAGACAAUACAGUAGCAGAAAAAAUAGCACCGGCUCUUUAGCCAAACUCAGCACUGUAACAGGGGUAUAUUUCUACUACUGCCAAAUAAAACAUUGAUGGUACAGCC
Molecule: messenger RNA, 5496 nt
Organism: Equus caballus (horse)
Lineage: Eukaryota; Metazoa; Chordata; Mammalia; Perissodactyla; Equidae
Gene: MIGA1
Product: mitoguardin 1
Biological process (GO): mitochondrial fusion
Source: RefSeq, a predicted model, not a curated record